CUUCCAUUGGGAAUGGAAGCAAUGAAGGAGGUCAUUUUGGUGGAACCCAAAUUGGAAGUGGAACCAGAAGGAUCCGGAAAAGUCACCCCCCCUCUUACGUUGGAAGGCAGGAUCAGGCAGCCAGGACAGGCAGAAUCCCACAAGAACAAAGGGGAAUCUUACAAAGCGAGAGAACAGCGCUGGGAGGCCCAGUGGCAGGAGUUCCUGAGGAUGCUCCAUCCCGGAAGUGGUGGAAACCCCGUGAUGAUGUCAGAGGCCUCCCCCUGGGAAGACCCCAAGGCCUUCCUGGUCUCCUUUGAGCAGGUGGCCACAGCCUGCCGGUGGCCCGGAGGAGAAUGGACGGCCCGUCUCCGGCCGGCUCUGAGCGGAGGAGCGGAAGAGGCCUUCCAAACCCUGGAAGACCGAGACCAAGAGGAUUAUGGGAAAGUCAAGGCGGCCAUCUUGCGAGGGGAAGCCCUGAGGAUGGAGAUGCAACGCCAGCAUUUUCGGCAGUUCUGCUGCCAGGAGGUAGCAGAUCCCCGGAGGAUCCAUAGUCAACUCCAGGAGCUUUGUCGCCAAUGGCUGAGGCCGGAGAGACGCACCAAGGAGCAGAUCUUGGAGCUGCUGAUCUUGGAGCAGUUCUUGGUCAGCCUCCCACCGGAGCUGCGGAGCUGGAUCCAAGCCAGGAGGCCAGACACCUGUCCCCAGGCGGUGGCCCUGGUUGAAGACUUCCUUCGGAGCCAGGAACAGACCAGCUCAGGAUCGCGGCAGGAUUCGUUAACGGAAGAGCGGAUGGAUUUCUUACACACCAAAGAAGAACCUCUGGAAGCUAUGAAGAGAGAAAAUGAGGAGAUAGAGAAGGAUGAUAUAAGAGACUCCGAGGUUAAUGAAGAGAAUUCACCUUAUGGAAAAAAUACACCGGAAGAAAAAUACAAAAUAACUCCACAGACAAACUACAGGAAGAAUGAAGAGAUUGCAGAAAUGCAGGGGGAAGGAGCUGAGUCUGAAAACCAGCAGAGGACAAACAGAGAGGAGAGAAAAAAUGAAUGUGCAGAAUCCCUUAUCCCAAACACCAGUAAGUCCAGUAAGGAAGAAAUGCCGGUGUUCUCCAAAUACGGCAGAAGGUACCGCUAUCGAGUAGACCGUGAUGUGAUCCAUUCCAGCGAGGAUUAUGAAGAACGUCCCAAUUCAGAAGAAAAUAUCCGGCCUAGUCCCUCAUUUAGGUUACCGGAGAAAGCCCAGAUCAGUGAGAAAUUGCACACAUUCCUUGAACGUGGGAAAGAAAGUCCCUGUCAGAAUGAAAAACCUCGACAGUCUUCUGAAUACAAAACAAACGUUAGCCACGCAGACUCGCUGAGGCGAAUUCCAACGUGUCCAACAGAAAAUAGACCGUACGAAUGCUCUCAGUGUGGGAAAUGCUUAAGUACAAGAAGGAACCUGAAAUUACACCAGAGAAGUCACACAGGAGAAAAGCCAUACAAAUGUUUUCAGUGUGGGAAGUGCUUCAGCCAGGCUGGAUGUCUGAAGACCCACCAAAGAUUUCAUACCGGGGAGAAACCUUACAAAUGUUCUCAGUGUGGAAAAUAUUUCAGGCAGGCGGGAUAUCUGAAGACCCACCAGAGAUUUCACACGGGAGAGAAACCUUACAAAUGUUCCCAGUGUGAUAAAUACUUCAGUCAGUCAGGAUAUCUGAAGACCCACCAAAGAUUUCACAACGGGGAAAAACCCUACGAAUGUUCACAGUGUGGGAGGUGCUUCAGUACGGGAAUUAACUUGAAGAGACAUCAGAUGAUUCACACUGGAGAGAAACCCUAUAAAUGUUCACAGUGCGGGAAGUGUUUUAGGCAAGCAGGAAAUCUGAAGAGCCAUCAAAAAACUCAUACCGGAAAGAGACCCUAUCAAUGUUCUUAGUAGGAGAGAUACCGUAACUCAACUGACAACAGGCUGGUAGAGAUUCUCAGUCAUCCAAGUCAUGGUUGUCCCAAAGAUGCUGUGAUGACCCCGGGUGGGAUACCAAAUAAACACAGUCACAAAAAACAGAUGAAG
Messenger RNA from Notechis scutatus (mainland tiger snake), 2025 nucleotides. RefSeq lists its product as uncharacterized. The record is from RefSeq and is a predicted model, not a curated record. Gene Ontology annotation, biological process: regulation of transcription by RNA polymerase II. Gene Ontology annotation, molecular function: DNA-binding transcription factor activity, RNA polymerase II-specific; RNA polymerase II cis-regulatory region sequence-specific DNA binding. Lineage: Eukaryota; Metazoa; Chordata; Lepidosauria; Squamata; Elapidae.